CCCGCCGUCGCCCUCGCCGUCGCCCCCGCCAGCGUCCGGCCCGCCGCCCCUCGCGCGCCCGCCAGCCUGGCAAAAACCCUCCCUCGCCCUUCCCACCAUCCGCCACGAGCUCUCUGCGGCUCCCUAGACCUCCCCGCGCGGUCUAGGAGCCCGCACGAUCUCAGCCCGAACACCACUUCCUCUCCCCCGCCCCCUCCCCCUCUCGCUCUUUCUCUCUCUCUCUCCCCCCUCCUCCGCGUCGACAUGUCACAGCUGGCCUCACAGCUUGGGCGCAACCUCGCCAAGCAGGCCCUCACCCCGGGGCAUGCCUCCAUCGGCACGCAGUCGCUGACGGUGCCCAUGCGCACCGGGCCCACCUCCCCGUCGGCCAGCUGGCUGCCGGCCGUUCGCCAGCCGGCCAGCUCCACAAGCAUCACCGUGGUCCCCGGGCCCGGGCCCGGGGUCGGCGGGUCCAACCCGCUGGGUCUGGCCCCGGGCGUGGCCAAGGUCCCCCCGAUCGCCGGGGUGCCGCCCGCCUCGCCACACGCCUCCUCCGUCUACUCCAUGUACUUCGAGCAGGCCGGCUGCUUCUACUCCGGGGCCGGGGCCGGGGCCGGGGCCGCGGCCAGUAGCGGCUCCGCGGCCGCUGGGUCCGGCUCCGGCGCCGCCUUCGCCCACAUCGGCGGCAACCUGUCCGUGGUGCACUCCUUCCAGGCGGCCGCGGUGACCGGCGCCUUCCAGCACAUGGUCACGUCUCCCGGCCUGGCCGGCGGCCUCCCCCGGCCGCUGGACCUGCACUCCGGCCUCUCGCGCCUGGCCAGCGGCUAUCACUCUUGCUCGCUGGCCGCGCUGACCGGCGGCGGGCAGCCGGCAGCCGCAUCGCCGGGCCCCGAGCCGGCUCGCCGGCGCCCGGCCCGGCCACUUCGGCGCGUCCCCCCGCCGGCACGGUCUCCCCCUCCGACGCCGCGACUGGCCACUCGUCCCACCGCCUCGGUGCCCGUAUCCAUCGCGGCGGCGGCGGCGGCGGCGGCGGCCACCACCACCACCACCACCACCGCCGCCAUCGCCGGGGCCACCGCAUCCACCGGCUCGAGCUCCUCAGUGGCCGCGCUGGCGGUCGCCGUCGCCCAGCCUCGACUCCCGGUAUCGGUGGCCGCCGUCACCACUGCCAGCACCCCGUCGGCCCAGCAGCAACCGGCCCUGGCGAAGGCUGCCCCCGCCAAGAGUCCCCGGGUUGCGGUCGAUCCGGCCUCCACCGCGGCGGCGGCCCAGCCCCCGGUCCCGGCUGCGGCUGUGACCCCGGCCAAGACCGCGGCCCCGGUGGCGGUGGCCCCCCCUGCCGGGAAGAUGGCGGCCGAGAUCCCGGCCCCGCUGGCCGCCGCCGUGGCCGCCACCGCCAGGGUCCCCGCCUCGGCCGGGCCCUCGGCGGCCGAGCGCGCCGUGACGGCCGUGCGCGAAGCCGCCGAGCGCGCCGCCCUCGAGGCCUCCUCCGCGCACAGCCCCCUCAUCCGGGCCCUGGCCGAGCUGAACCAACAGCAGGCCGCCACCGCGGCCCCUCCGGCCUCCAGUGACAAGGCCGCCCGCAUGGCCCCCCCCUCGGGCCAUGGCAGCGGCUUCGCCUCGACGGCCGGGUCCUUUGUCCCGACGCAGUCGCCCUCGGCGCCGGGGGCCUCCCCGGGGCAGCCUCCCCCCCAUGGGCGGCUCUCCCGCGCGUCGCUGGUGUCGCCCGCGGCCGCGCUCCUGCUGUACGGCCUGUAUGACAAUGACUCCGGGGCCAGUUCCAGCUCCCUCCCGACGGACCACCACUCGAUCGACGAUGAGGAUGACGACCACUUCCUGGCCAGCACCCUGGGGCUCGGCACCGGGAGCCCCCUCCGGUCGCCGCCCCCCUCGCACACCUUCCCCACGUCGCACUUCCACGAGGGGAUCCUCUCGGCCACCGGCGGCUACCCGACCCCGGAGCCGCAGCCGCCCACCCCCUCGGCCGUGAUGCUGCUGUCCCCCUCGCCCUCGGACCACAUGUCGCAGUCGUCCAGCUCCGAGUCCCUGUCGCUGGACCUCGGCCACUCGACAAGCCGAAUCCACUUUGUGUCCGGGCACCGGCAGGUGGGCCAAUCGGCCAAGGGCUUCGGGCCCCUGUGCGGCGGCGGCGGCGGCGGCGGCGGCGGCGGCGGCGGCGGCGGCGGCAAUGGCGCCGGUCGAGUGGACGAUUUGUCCACCCUCCCGGCGGCGGCCUUCUUCCUGGGCGGCGACAUUGACUCGCCCCCCCCGUCCUCCUUCUCCUCUUCCUCCUCCUCCUCGUCGUCGGCCAUAUCCAACGCCUCGUCGGACAGCUCGUCGGACUUGUCCGACUCCGACACCUUCCUGGGGUCGGGGUUCAUCGGGUCGCCCAUGGGCGGCCCCGGGCCCGGGCCCGGCUCCCUGACCGCCGCCCAUGGGGCCGGGCCUUCCUGGUCCUUCCCGGCCACGACCAUUCCCUAUGACCACCCGGGGUUCAGCCCGUUGUCCGGGUUCGCGCAUGCGGGGGGCCCCUUCUCGGCGGGGACCGCCGGCCCGGGGGCCGCCCUCGGCGGCGGCGGCGGCGGCGGCGGGAUGGCCCCUCGGCCGAGUGUCCAUUUUGAGGGGGCCCCCCGGCCGCCGGCUUCGGUGGCUGCUCCCUCGACCGGCCCCUUCACGGAUGGGCCGCUCUCCUUCCACCAGCUCCUGAUGCAUGGCCCGCCCGCGGUGCCGACUUCCCGCUACCACCAUCAUCACCACCAGCACCAGCACCAGCACCAGCACCAGCAGCAGCAGCAGCAGCAACAGCCCCCCCCUCACCACCACCACCACCACCACCAUCCUCAUCAGCGCGCCGCCGGCGCCGGCCCGGUCGACACCUACGCGGCCGGCUAUGUGCCCUACUCGUCGGUGUCUCUGAGUGGCCUGAGCCCCGGGGUGUCGGUGGCCAGCUCGCCGCAAUUCCCCCACCCCCACCAGCACCUUGGUGGAGGGGGGAGUGCCACCCAGCCGGCCGGUGGUCCGGCCCCGGCCCAGCCGAUGGCCGUGCCCCCGUCCGCGGCCAAGCCCUUCGCCCAUGCGGCCGGGCUCGGUGCCAGCAUCAUCGCCGAGGGGGCCUACCUGGCGGCCAAUGCCCCGCCGGCCGCUUCGUCCCCGCCAGGGGCGGCGGCCUCCCAUCCGCAGCACCCCUUCGCCCCCCCGGGGUCGCUGCUUCGGCCCGGGCCCGGUGGCCCCGCUGGCUUUUCGCCGCCCCCCUCUCCCCCGUCGGCGGAGUUGGCCUUCUCGUCGUUGGCCGGGUCGCCCAUGUCGUCGUCGGCCGGCAGCGGCGGCACCGCCAACGCCCCCCCCACCACCGGCGGCGGAGGGCAUGCGCCCCAGGCCCCCCCGCCCAGCGCCUACCACCAGUCCGGCCAUCCCCACUACCAGUACCAGCAGUACCACCAGUACCAUGCCGCCCUGGACCUGGCCGGGGCGCCCCCCUCGGCGGGGGUCUCCCUGACCGGGACCUCGCCCAGCGCCGGGCCGUCAUGGGCCACGGCCGCGGCCGCGGCCGCCACCGGCCCCGGGGCCGGCAUGCCGUUGCCCAUUCCCCCGGGCAACCGGUCCAGUCGCUCGCACUCGGUUGGCUCCUCGGCCCAGGCCCUCGGCGGGAAUGUCGGCGGGGGGGCCUCCACCCCCUUGGUCCUGCCUGGCAGCCUGGACUCCUGCCUGAUGGGGUCCACCUCGAUGGAGGCCCUCCCAUCGAGUGGCAUCCUUCCUUCGGGCACGGUGGCCGCCGGGCCGCCGGGCCGCGCGCGGUCCCCCGACUCCGAGGGGGACCUGCCCUCGGCAAUGUCCGAGGGGCUGGUGGCUGGCGGGCGACCGAGCCGCUCCGGGCCCGGGCCCGGGCCCGGGUCCCGGUCGGCCACCCUCCCACCGCAGUCCCAGGGGUCCUCCCGUCGUCGAGGCAGCCCGCCCUCGAGCGGUGAUGCUGCCUCCGGUGGUGGCGGGGGGGGGCGCACGUCCCCGACCGGCGGUCGCAAUGGGGGUGCUGCCUUCCUCAUGGCGGCGGGUCCGGUGGACCCGGCCCCCGGGUCGCCCGGCCGCGGCAAGCCCGGUCGGUCUGGUCGUGGCAUGGCUGCCUCGGCCGCCAUGGGCCCCGGGACCGAUGCCGGCACUUUGGGCAAGGGCAGCACGCCCGGGCUGCCACUCGGCCCCGGGCCGGGGCUUGCCCCCUCGGACCCUGUCGCGAUUGUGGUGCAGCCCUCCGCGCGUGGGUCUGGCGUCGGUGGGUCCGCCGGCGGACGGGGCCGCCGCGGUGGCCACCACCACCACCACUCCGGGGAUCACAUCUCGGUGGUGACGGUGGCGGCGUCGCCGGCAGCACUGGCGGCGGCGGCCGCGGCGGCGGCGGCGGCCGCUUCCGAGACCGGCCCCGGCCCUCGUCCCGCCGGCCUGGCGGCUUCCGCGGCCACGGCGCCCGGCCUUCCGCAGCGUCGGGGCCAGCAGGGCGCCGGUCGCUCCGGCUCGCCCGGCGCCACCUCGGCAGCCACCUCCCCCCGAGUGCAUCAUGACGCCCUGGAGGCCGAUGUGCCUGUUUCUGGCGCCCCGGCCGUCGGCGCCGCUGCUGCCUCCUCGGCGGG
Molecule: messenger RNA, 4598 nt
Organism: Fonticula alba
Lineage: Eukaryota; Rotosphaerida; Fonticulaceae
Exons: 3
Source: RefSeq, a predicted model, not a curated record